CCCUUCAGGUGGGGACUGAGUGCUUGAACCUGGGUCCUUAUGCAUGACAACACAUACCCUCUAUAGGACAGGCCCACUUCUUUCUCCUCAUCUUGGACCCAGUAAUCAGAGGAGACAAGAAGAUCACUUUCCUCUGGGUCACACCCCUGUCCUGAAGAAUGAUGGCGCGUCUGUGGGGUGGAAAUGGACUGAUCUCAGCUCUCCUUUUCCUGCUUGAACUCUCAGCAGCUACUGAAAUACCACUUUCAGUUCCACAGGUUCCAACCAUCACCAAACAGUCCAGAGUGCAAGUGGCCUUUCCUUUCGAUGAAUACUUCCUAAUUGAGUGUGAAGCCAAAGGAAAUCCCCAACCAAAAUUUACAUGGACAAAGGAUGACCAGUCUUUUGAGCUCUCUGACCCUCAGAUCAUUGCAUCCAAUGGCUCUGGAACAUUCAAGAUCCCAAAUGAGGGCCACAUCGCCCACUUCCAGGGCAAGUACCGCUGCUUUGCGUCCAACAGCCUGGGCGUCGCCAUGUCAGAAGAGAUCGACUUCGUGGUCCCAAGCUGCCCCACCACUUCUGCUAACAUGUUGUCAUUUACUUGUCAUCACUGAGUGGGUGGCUUCCAUGACCACAUCUCCCACUUAUGCAUGAGGCUCUGAAGACUGCUUCCAUUCUUCCUGAGCAUAAAAUGUCCAGCAUCUCAUGGCUCCAACAAGGCUUUACAGUGAGUCCUCAUGUACAAAGCUGUCAGUCAGUUUCCCUCCAGUGAGUGCUUCUCAUAGAAUCCAGACACAAAAGAGCCUCAAGGAAACCCAGAGACCUUCUAGAGAAUAGAAAUCUAUGCUUGAGCUGAGGUGGGAGAAUGGGCACAGCCAGCAGAAGACAACUCGUGGCAAUACAGUGUAACUGCUUCUAAAGAACGUCCAGGUAGUGGCACACCUGGUUAAGCUCGUAUAUUACAGUGUGGAAGGACCCAGGUUCAAUCCCCUGGUCCCUACCUGGAGAGGGGAAAGCUUCAUAAAUGGUAAAGCAAGGCUGCAGGUGUCUCUCUGUCUCUUUCCCUCUCUAUUUCCCCCUCUCCUCUCGAUUUCUCUCUGUUUCAAUCCAAUAAUAAGUAAAUAAAAAUAUCAUAAAAAAAAAAGACCUUCCAUCAUUCCAGCUCUGGUGACAGAGAUCAAACUGAAACUCUUAUAACAAAGUGUGUCUCUUAACUGCCAUAAAGUCGUUACAUUAAAGAUGUCGGAUAGCCUGUGCAUAUGUGUCAGACCAUGUGCUGUGAGAGAGAGAGAAAAAGAGCAAGGGAGGAGGGAGAAAGUGAAGGGGGAAAAAAAGAAAUAAAAAAGUAGAAGUCCAUCCAAAUGAAAAAUGAAAGUGAAUUGACUAAAAUCUUAAAAAAAAAAAAAAAAGAAAGAAAGAAAAAGAAAAGAGGGAAGGAAAGAAAGAAAAAAGGAAAAGAAAAAACUUUACGCUAUUUAUAGCACAUUUAAAUCCUACGGAGACAAAGUAGUUGAAACUAAAUAAAGAAAAAAAAAAAGAUAGAGACACUUUUCUGGAAUCAUGUUUUCCUAAGGAAGGAAGUAUGCAUAGGUUAUUAUCAGUCAGGCUUUAGUUUUAAAAAUCAUGGAUAUUUAAUUCACCAUUUAUAUGUAAUGUUAAAAUGUUCACCAUUCAUAUGUAAUGUU
This is a messenger RNA of Erinaceus europaeus (western European hedgehog), 1664 nucleotides long. Its product is annotated as neural cell adhesion molecule L1-like protein. The coding region runs from base 159 to 593 and encodes 144 amino acids. Lineage: Eukaryota; Metazoa; Chordata; Mammalia; Eulipotyphla; Erinaceidae. Gene Ontology annotation, molecular function: cell-cell adhesion mediator activity. Gene Ontology annotation, cellular component: plasma membrane; axon. Gene Ontology annotation, biological process: homophilic cell-cell adhesion; dendrite self-avoidance; axon guidance. The record is from RefSeq and is a predicted model, not a curated record. The transcript is spliced from 5 exons.